Molecule: messenger RNA, 1555 nt
Organism: Erythranthe guttata (spotted monkey flower)
Lineage: Eukaryota; Viridiplantae; Streptophyta; Magnoliopsida; Lamiales; Phrymaceae
Biological process (GO): protein dephosphorylation
Molecular function (GO): protein tyrosine/serine/threonine phosphatase activity
Source: RefSeq, a predicted model, not a curated record
GCCUUGACAAAUGACAGGUGGAAAGAUACGUUUCUCCUUUAAAACGAACUAGCACGUGCCACGUAUUUUAUAAGAUUCCAUCACACGUGCGAAUGUCUUAUAAAAAUUCGAAUAAACCUCGCGUAAUAUAUGAGAGAGGGGAAUAAAACCAGUCGAAAAAAUUAAAAAAAUAAAGGAGCUGUUUUCCUCUUGCCAUCACUCUCCGGCUGAUACUCCGACGAGAGGUGCUAGAUUGAAUCGUGUUGAAAUGCCGUACCUGGUACGGGAGAAUCUAUUCAUCGGCAACAUCGGAGAUGCUGCGGAGAUUCUUCAAAACGGAAGCAGUGAAAUCACUCAUAUACUAUCAGUUCUCAGUUCAGCAUCCAUUUCCUUCUUCUCGGAGUGGCGUAGUGGACUCACUAUUCCAACCAAAGAAAUCCGGAAGGUCUACGUAGGUGGCUCAGGAUCGGAGGAUGGUUCGGAAAACGGGUCGAAGAGUUCACUGUCACCAGAUAAGCUCUUAUACUCACUGGAAAAUGCAGGUAAGGAUUUGAAGUUUGUGAGGAUGGCUGUGCCUUUGCGAGAUAUGGAGAGUGAAAAUUUGCUCGACUAUUUGGAUGCGUGUUUGGAUUUUAUCGAGGAUAGUAGGAAAGAGGGGUCUGUUUUGGUUCACUGCUUUGCCGGUGUAUCGAGGAGUGCGGCAAUUAUUUCAGCAUACCUGAUGAAAAGUGAACGACUAUCACAAGAAGAUGCUAUUGAAUCUUUGAGACAGAGCUGUGAAUCUGUGUGCCCAAAUGAUGGUUUCUUGGAGCAGUUGAAAAUGUUCGAGCUAAUGGGUUUUAAAGUUGACCGUGCAAGCCCUAUAUACAAACGCUUCCGAUUAAAAGUAUUAGGUGAUUCCUAUAAUCGUGGGGAGAAAAUAGACGGUUCUAAAUUCGGCCCCGAUCCAGGCUUGCCAGCUGAAAUAGCUUCAUCAUCAUUACCUGAUAAAGAAGCAUCUUCGAAAACUAGUGCAUACAGAUGCAAGAAAUGCCGUAGACUCGUUGCGUUGCAGGAUAAUGUUUUGGAUCAUGUUCCAGGAGAAGGAGAGACUUGCUUCGAGUGGCGUAAAAGGAGGAGUGGAAAUCCUUUUGGUAAAUCUGAUGACAACGAGUGUUCGUCUAUCUUUAUCGAGCCUCUUCGUUGGAUGAAAGAAGUCGAGGAAGGUGCUCUGGAGGGUAAGCUGAUAUGUGCACACUGUGAAGCUCGUUUAGGUUACUUCAACUGGUCCGGCAUUCAAUGCAGUUGUGGGAGUUGGAUUACUCCGGCUUUCCAGCUUCAUAAAAGCCGAGUCGACAUCUCUACUAUUUAAACACUUUUAUGGCUUUUUUUUUCAUAAUUCUCAAACUACAAUCCAACAUACUGAGACCACUUUUUCUUGAGGGUAUUCAAUUGUUACAACAAGGGUUUUUUUGGGGAUGUUUAAAUUAAAACUUUUUCAGCUAUUUUGUGCAACUUCACUGACUAUUGGUAAAACAAAAAAAGAACUCCAUUUUGUGCUCUUUGUUGGAAUAUAAAGUGGCAUUUGUUCUUGGUU